This is a messenger RNA of Selaginella moellendorffii, 2321 nucleotides long. Its product is annotated as nuclear pore complex protein NUP85. Gene Ontology annotation, biological process: positive regulation of DNA-templated transcription; protein import into nucleus; mRNA export from nucleus. The transcript has 18 exons. Gene Ontology annotation, cellular component: nuclear pore outer ring. The record is from RefSeq and is a predicted model, not a curated record. NCBI's taxonomy places the organism in Eukaryota, Viridiplantae, Streptophyta, Lycopodiopsida, Selaginellales, Selaginellaceae. Gene Ontology annotation, molecular function: structural constituent of nuclear pore. The coding region runs from base 40 to 2127 and encodes 695 amino acids.
UCCAGCGUAUUAGGGUUUUAGCUUUGGGUGGAGCGCGCGAUGCCGGGGAUCCGGCGCCUCGAGGAGCUGGAGAACGGGGAGCGAAAUGCCGGUGGCGAUGGGUCCUCCAGCUCCUCGGCCGCGGUAAUCUACAGCGUACCGGGCGGAUUGAGGGAUCCAGGGCGAUUGUGGGUGUCGUGGAGCAAUGGGAACCAGCUCCAGCUCUCCUACAUCGAGAAUGCUGUGGGAGGCGGUGGAAGAGUCACGGAGAUUCAUCUGGGAGAAGGAUGGGAUGCCGAGAGGCGGCGACUGGCGUAUGAUUCUCUCCCGGCUUUUGCUCUUCUCCAGAACCAGCGGCAAUUGGGCUACAACCCAGGCGACUGGUGGGAGCAUGUAUUAGAGUAUAGCAAGAGCAUUCGCAGCGUUCUCGACCAGCCCAUUCAAGGCAAGGAGGAGAAGACGUCGAUGCUUAAGGCUGUGUGGGAGCUCAUAGAAGUUUUCUAUGUGGACAGAAGCGCGACAUGGUGGCUUCCGGAACGUCUUGUAGACUGGCUAGCGGAGUAUGACAAAGUCCUCUUGAGUGAUAAAGACACUGUACAUUCCAAGGUAGUGUCGUUCCAGCGGAAGCUUUCCGAGAUUCAAUUUCCCGAAGACGAUGUAGCUUACUGGGAUGCAAUGGCCUCGGCCUUGUCAGUCGGAUGGCUUGACGUUGUUAUAGCGUUCUUGCGGAUGCAUGGAUCGUAUCGAUUGGAUCAGCUUGAUGACCGGCAGACUGAAAAUGGCCUCGUAGAAGCAGUUACACUGCUCAUUAUGCAAAUGCCGCGGCUGCGCCCGAGGCUCCCUGAUGGAAGUCCUGGUGUUGCUAUAGGUUUUAAGCCUGACUUUUCUAAGGCGAGAGAAAAAUGGCGAAGUCAGGUUUCCAAGCUUGAAAGUAGUGUGUUUUGGGCGGAAUGCAACCACCGUGGGACGCUUCUUGGUCUUAAGAAGCUAAUACAGGUGCUAUUGGGAAACGUUGAUGUUCUACAGCUCUCUACGUUUCACUGGAUGGAGCUGCUGGUGGCGCAUUUCCUACAUCUGAUACCUUUUUCUUUGGUCUUAGAUGGAAUGCGUAGCAUAGCUUCCAAGUGCAAAGGAUUGAAAAGUUCUGGGGACGAAGACCUUCAAGAACUUUUAUCUGCAAUUAUCAGCAACGACACCGAGAUACUCUUGGCGAAUUGUUCGAAGGUUUUCAAUGCCUGGAUGAUGGCGCAUGUUGAUGAUCUCCUGAUAGCAAAAGGGGAGGACGUUCGAUCUCUUCUUGAAGAAGACAGGCAAACUCUAGGCGGCUUGAGCUUGAAAGAACUCCAUCGUUUGGUUUAUUCUCAAGUACUGUCUUCGCACAGCUUAACCUGGCAGCUAGCACCUGUUUACCUCGCGGCUUGCCCAAAGCAAGGCCUGGGAAUGCUUGAAGCUCUCCUAAUGAAGCAGAGUUGUUCCAAUCAGAAACUGGCAUUGAAGGCACUAGAGAUAUGCCGCCUCUAUGAACUUGAUACCGUCAGCACAGCCAUCGCCAGGGCUGUUGGUGUUCAUAGUUUAAAGCAUGGAAAGAAGGGCCAAGGGAUAAUGUGGCUUCAAUUGGCCCGAGACGAGCAGAGACUUUCUACUCUUGCGGAUCAGAUUUUGAACACAAUAACGUCUGGUGAAGCUGAUAGUCUGGAUAAUCUCGAGCAUUUUGAGGGUCUCUGUGACAUCCUUGGCUCGGGAGCAACGAAGCAUCAAGGCCUGUCGUUCCUAGCAAGGUACAAAAGCUUUAAGGCAGCCCUGCAAAACAUCAGAGAUCUGCGUCGUAGAGAGGCUUCCUACACGGAAAACCUCGCUGCGCUUGGCAGAGCAGCGGUGACCUCUCUUCUCCAGCUUCUAAAAUCUGGAACCUUUCCACGUAAAUUCUGGCUGUCCUUGCUCCAAGAAUCGGUGGAGCUGCUGGAAUGGCCGGAGCAAGUGCUGGUUAGCGAGUCCGAAACAAACACGCUACUCUGCUGCCUCCAGGAACUCUUCCUCGCCAGGGACCGGCUAGAGGACGACAUCCUAAGCACUGCAGAGCCUGGCGCUGUGGAUCGCCUGAGAUUGGCGCUGGCAUCCAACUUGGGCCGUGCCAUCUUGCAAAGCUGAUCGUUUCUACGAAGGUAGGAUUUCUUCUUGACCUGUACAAUUCAGAAGCGUGAGUCUAAUUAAGCAAAUAGUUUGACCGUAGAACUUCGCUAAAAGUCAAUUUUUAGUCAACAUAGUCUUCAGUCAUUGGAAAUGUUAUCGUUGAUUUUCAUACUUGAACUCAGCAAUUAAUCUACGGCUACGUUGAUUUGUUA